GGCCUUCGUGUUGGUUACACCCAGCCUUGCUAAUGUGGUGCUCGACACCACGAGGGGUCAGGAGGUAAACAGCACAGAGGACAGGCUUGGGAGACGAGGAGAAGCCGUUCCUUCCCCCGAAGGCACUUGAAAUGAAUGUGUGUUGCAGCAGAGCUGCUGCCUGCACCACGUCUGCCGCUGCCAUACCAGGGAGAGGAGCUCUGGCAGCAGCUGACACGAGGACAAUUUGCUCUUUCAGAGAGGGAGGCUUCUGUUGGCUUCACCAGGAACUGGAGACACAAAAGGAGGCUGGAGGAGAGCAGAAGACAAGCGGGAAUAAACCAGAGGCAGGUUGGCAGGAUAUGCAUACAUUGAAAGCAGUCUGUGUGGCAGAGUAAAUGAGGUGCAAACCUUGCUGUAAAUAGCAGAGGAAGAAAGACGAGCAUAUCUACAAAACAGGUUUGUCAGAAUUCCAAAAUAACCGGCUGGGGAGUCACACACGGAGCUGCAGAGGAAGCCCAGCAUGCUGGCACUGCUUUUACAUGUGCUUGGGCUGAAACGUGGGCUUGGUUUUCCUUCUCGGUCAGGUGUGCUCUGAGGUUGGGCUGUGAUUUGGAUCCAGGAACACGUCCUGCUCUGACCUCGCCAGCACACGAACCGUUUCCUCCCUUAAAUCCAUAUGCAUGUAGGAUCCAACGCACGCAGCUGUCAGGUCGGUUCCUGCACUGCAACCUCCCUGCGCUGCCCAGGGCUCAGCGGAACGGAGCUGCAGCACCGGGCUGCCCCCACCGGCGGGCUGCAGCGAUCGAUGCGAGCCCUGCUGGGGAGGGCAGAGCUCAGCCUCCCACCCCAGGUGCAGCUCCUUCCAUCGUUAGGUUCAGCCGGCUGCGAAUGGAAGUGUGCGGGCAGCACCGUCGCUGAGCCCGGCGCUGCCGCCCCCGAGAGCCGCGGGCCCCGCGCAGUUCCCCUGUGCCCAGGACCCGCGGCACCACAGCCAUGUCUCUGCCGGGGAGCAGACGCUCAUCCACCGGAUCACGAAGGUGAAUACGCACAGGGAGCAGCAGCGGUGACCAGCCAGGGCCACAGCAGGGCAGGGAGCAGCCCAGGGAUGCAGCUUUGAGGAUUCGGGGCGUUGCAUGUCGCUGGAUGCUGCCCACAGCUCCCCGACCCCGCAUGGAGCACCCCCAGCACAGCACCCGUCCGUCUCUUCGCGGGCUUUAUGGACGGAGUGGUUUUGCCUCCUUCUUUAAGUCGUCAGCGCCCUCAGCCACUCGGCCUGAGACACAGCCUCUUCUCCCUGCCUCCAGGCGCCCCUCGCCCCCCGGGAGGGACACCUACGGCACCUCCUCGCUGAGCAGCAGCAGCAAUUCUGGCUCCUACAAGGGCAGCGACAGCAGCCCCACCCCAAGGCGCUCGGCCAAAUACAACCUGUGCAGUGACAACCAUGGCAUCAAACCACCCACACCAGAGCAGUACCUGACCCCACUGCAGCAGAAGGAGGUUUGCAUCCGGCACCUGAAAGCCCGCCUGAAGGACACGCAGGAGCGGCUGCAGGACAGGGACGCCGAGAUCGAGGACCUGAAGACGCAGCUGUCGCGGAUGCAGGAGGACUGGAUCGAGGAGGAGUGCCACCGCGUGGAGGCCCAGCUGGCGCUGAAGGAGGCCCGCAAGGAGAUCAAGCAGCUGAAGCAGGUGAUCGACACGGUGAAGAACAACCUGCUGGAGAAGGACAAGGGGCUGCAGAAGUAUUUCGUCGACAUCAACAUCCAGAACAAGAAGCUGGAGACGCUGCUGCACAGCAUGGAAGUGGCACAGAACGGCGCGGGGCUGAAGGAGGAGGGGGCUGCUGAGUCGGCGGGGGGAUCCCCGGCGAGAUCCCUCACCCGCAGCUCCACCUACACCAAGCUGAGCGACCAGGCGGGCGGCGAGCGCACCGUGGGCGGAUCGCAGACCAUCUCGGUGGACGAAGGGGCCGACAGCGGCUUUGCUGGGGGGGACGAAGCUCCCGGCCGCCCGGACUUGUUAGAAGGGGGGGAGCCCUGCGGGCGGCUGCCGCCCAGCUCCACCUACGAGAAGCUGCUGGGGCUGCGGGGCGGCGUAGAGGCGGGCGUGCAGGCCAGCUGCAUGCAGGAGCGCGCCAUCCAGACGGACUUUGCGCACUGCCAGCCCGACCUGGACACCCUCCUGGAGAAGGUGAUGAAAUCCCAAGCGUGCAGCUUGGGCAGCCCCACCUCGGUUUGGGUGUCCGAGAUGGAAGACGUGGCGCCGGGCUGCGAGAUGCCGAAUCCCGCCGGCGUUAUGGACCUGGAGCCCGAGGACGGGGAGGUGCCCCACAACCCCACCGUGCAGCAGCCCCCCAGCGCCGGCCCUUCGGUGGCCAUCGCCUGCGCGCCCGAGGAGGAUGCGACAGCGGAGCCGGGCUGCGACGGCGCUCCAUCCAAGAGCUAUUGGAGCCGCCACUUCAUCGUGGAUCUGCUGGCCGUGGUGGUGCCGGCUGUGCCCACGGUGGCGUGGUUGUGCCGCUCGCAGCGCCGCCAGGGCCAACCCAUCUACAACAUCAGCUCGCUGCUGCGCGGCUGCUGCACCGUGGCCCUGCACUCCAUCCGCAGGAUGGGCUGCCGCGCCGUCAGCAGCCCCAACCCCGGGGGCGGAGCGCAGCCCUGACCCCCCGCAGCCCCGUCCCGCCCCCCAGCCCACCCCACGGAGCCGACGGCUGAUUGUAGAGCCCAGCGCUGGGGGACGUGGCGCUCCGUGUGCUCUGCUCCUCGUAAAGCCCCUUGGGGUGGGGGCAGAAGGGGCGCGGGGUGGGCGUGCUGCCCUGAGCCUUUGUCCCCAAGGAUGCCGAGGGCUCGACGCGGUGAUACGAAGGGUGGCCAGGCCCCGUCCCUGCAAGCAGCUCUGCGGUGCUGGGGAUGUCAUCCCGCGGUGUCACCGCGUGGCACUUUGCUUUCUUUUCGGUUGUCCUCGCACGGACCCGGGGACGUCGCUGCAGUGGGAGAGAGCGAGGAGGCACCGAGCACCGGGGUGGGGGCUGCGAUGGGGUGCAGCCCGGCCCCCUCCCCAAGCAGACUCCUUGCUCUGGGUGCAGCAUUGCACAAUGGGACGUGGAAGAGGACGGAGGGAACCCCCUGGACAUGGAGGGUGGAAAUGGGAUGGAAUUGGAUAUACCUCACACCCGAGCAAGGCUGAGCCGCCCGCAGCGCCGUCCAUUCCGUUCAUUCAUUUGCUUUGCACUAUAUUCACUUUCAUUUCCUUUCGGUAAAGUUGGGGCCCUGGAACCGGGUCUGGCUGCUGUGGAGUGGGACCGGGCACCCUCUUGGUUUGGGUGCAUCCUUGUCCACCCCUCCCCACCCAAACCCUAUUUUCCCAGGAGGGGUUGGGGGGGGGAAACUACUGCAAAAUGCCUUUUUUUGAGGGGGGGGGGGGAGGGGGAGGAUAUUUAUUUAUUUUAUUGGAAAAGCAAAGACAGCAAAGAUUGGUCAGCAGGGGCGGCCCCCGGGUGUACCGAGGGGUCCUGGCCCCCACCGCGAAUGUCUGCAGCUUCCUCGUGACUUGAAGCAACGGUGUCCCCCCCCCUCACCACAGGACGCUGUGCCCUCCCAGCCCCCCAUAUCCGUGGGGUGGGGGCUGGCACUGCAUG
Molecule: messenger RNA, 3619 nt
Organism: Tympanuchus pallidicinctus (lesser prairie-chicken)
Lineage: Eukaryota; Metazoa; Chordata; Aves; Galliformes; Phasianidae
Gene: SNPH
Product: syntaphilin
Exons: 6
Coding region: 1126-2643 (505 amino acids)
Biological process (GO): neuron differentiation
Cellular component (GO): mitochondrion; cytoplasmic microtubule
Source: RefSeq, a predicted model, not a curated record